CAGAUCUAGUACCUGUAACAAUAACAUAAGACCGCAUAAUGACACAACAGAAGAAAAUACCGAAAAUAAAGAAGAUCAAAGAAGAGUUAAAUAAAGAAUUUACAUUUUUGAAAAAUGUAUUUUCUGUGAUGGCUUUACCUUUGCAGAUGAAAGGUGAGAAUGAUGACAACAUGGAUAUAGAAAUUGUAAAUGAUAAUCCAAAGAGUAAUGAAGAUGUUGAAAUGCCUAAAAGAGCUCGCAGUAUAGCGGAACUUGAAGAAAAGUUAGAAAAGAUUAAAUCCCAAAACAAAUUCAGUUUCAAAAAUAAACUACAAAAGAAAAGCUUAACUAGUAAAUUGAAUAAGAAAAUUAAGAAAACAGAAAGAGUUAAGGCAAAAGUUAAACCUGUUGUGGAUAAACCUUUUGCUGAUAUGCUGAAGGCCAGUGUAGAGGAGAAACCUAAACCAAACAUAGCUAAGCCUGUUUUCAACAAUGAAGGAAAACUUGUAUUCUCUAAAUUUGACUUUGCCAAUGUUGGCAAAAAAGAAAGACCAAACAAAGCAGAAAAAGAUCCUAAAAAGAUUUUGGAAAACCUUAAACAACAAGAAGAACGUCUCAAACAGUUGGAAGAAAAAGAAGACAGUUAUAAAGUAAAAGAAAUAAAAGAAAAAAUUGCUUGGAAAAAUGUACUCCAAAAAGCUGAAGGACAAAAAGUGAAAGAUGACCCAAUAUUAUUGAAGAAGACAAUUAAGAAAAUGGAUCAAAAGAAAAAGCAAAGUAAGAAGCAGUGGGACACUAGAGUUCAAAAUGUUGAACAGAAGAAAACAGAAAGGCAAAAGAAAAGGUCAGAAAAUAUUGCCAAAAAGAAGAAAGAAAAGAAAUCUAAAAUUAUAAAGACGUCAAUCAAGAGGGGCCGUGUUGUAAUAUAGUGAAUAAAAAUCUUGUAAGAUUUUAAGAAUAAAUUGCUUUGUACAAACGACA
Molecule: messenger RNA, 960 nt
Organism: Spodoptera exigua (beet armyworm)
Lineage: Eukaryota; Metazoa; Arthropoda; Insecta; Lepidoptera; Noctuidae
Source: the annotation of a GenBank genome assembly